AAGUAAUGGUUCGAUUUAUGAAAGAAUUUAGUAGAACUGAACGCGAGACAGCUUCCAUAACACAGGCAAAAGCUUACCAGAACACCAUAUUUGAAAGUGUUGAUGUGGAAUAUUUUCUCAGCAAGAAUAAUACUUACCUUGGUUCCUUUAGGCCAAAUGGAACAGUUAAUACUUAUCUGCGAAAAUAUAGUGUACCAACUGAUACAGAAGAUAAAGUCCAGGAAUGGUUUAAUAGACUGAUGGAGAAUCUCCCAAAAUUUUCAAAGGGCAUCGCUAUAAUAAUAAGAGAUACACACACUAAUGUAUACCUUAGUGGAUAUAAACCAGAUAUUAAUAUCAGUGUCUUUAUGGAAGACGAUAUUAUAAACAAUGCAUAUCUUACCAUGUAUGUACAAAUGCUUUUGGAGGUGAAAAAGGGGAAGAGUUUCUCUCAUUUGCUUGAUGAAGACAAGG
Messenger RNA from Paraglomus occultum, 453 nucleotides. Lineage: Eukaryota; Fungi; Glomeromycota; Glomeromycetes; Paraglomerales; Paraglomeraceae. The record is from the annotation of a GenBank genome assembly.